GCUCAAGGUCGCAAUCACCCAUGAUUGCCCGAGAGCGCGAACCGAACCCCCAGUUGACCGGUAGGUCCUGAUCCAUCCUUGGGCAUGGCGCUGCGGACAUCAUGGGCCAUCGGCAUCUUCCCACUGUUUGUACUUCUGGCACUUCUGGUGCCAUCGGCAUCCUUUGAGGAGUCAAGUGAUUUGGACUGCUUGGGAGCAACCUCCCUCCUGCAGAAAUCGGUGGAGGCAGGUGCACUCUCAACCUCAAGUUGGGCCAAUCAGCCUUCCUGCAUGGCAGAUGAUCUGGAAAAGAUGUUGAAAGGCUUACAAGAAUCGGGUGAGCAGCACUUGAACAAGUAUUUGGGUUUCCCAAUGAUCUUAUUGCUAUGCGCUAGUCUUCUGAUUGUGUUCAUGGGACACAAGCUGGUGCCUGUCGUCGUCGUCACCAGUGUGUCCUUGACCGUCUUCUUCAUAUCCUUCGAGUUCCUGAGGAGCACCACCAAGACCUGUUCAGUGCCGAUUUGGGUCAGUCUUGUCCUAGCCGUUGCAGCGGCAGUGGUGGCCAUGUGCUUCCUGGAGGUGGCUGUCAUUGUUCCAGGAGGGGUUUUUGGAGCGAUUUUGGCAUACCAGGUUCAGGCCAUUGUGUUGACAGCGUCACCAUCCUUGGAAUCCAAUGUUUUUCUGACACAAUACUUCUGGAGCAUUGCAAUCCUUGCAGCGGUCAUUUUCGCUUAUCUCGCUCACAAGCUGAAGGAUGACAUCUUCAUCCUUUUGACUUCUGUCUUGGGAGCAUAUGGUUUCGAAAUUGCCUUGCGCGGAGUCCUAUUAGAUUACUUCUCUGUAAAGAUGACGUCUUUGGCUUCAUUGAUCUCCAUGCUGGCUGCAUUUCUGGUGGGCCUCUUUGUUCAGCACACCUUCACCGCAUUGGCAUUGUUUACAAUUUGCUUGGCUGCUUUUGGCAAUUUGUAGAAGCCUUUGAUGCAUCUAUAAAAUACAAUAUAGAUCCUUUGGUAAUCCAGUUUGGGGAUGCUUUUGGGCAUGUUUAUAAUUCAUAGUACUAAGUACUAAGACUAACUAGUUACUAGUUACGAUCAUAAACUCCUGCUCUGUGCAUUUUGCGAGGCACAGAUCAUCAAAGUGAAGACUUAAAGACAUGGCGCCAUCAGAAUCUCAAGACCCGCAGAACUGUGUGGAGACUGAACAUGGAGACUGCACCAAGCGAAGAUCGUGAAAUCGUGAAUGCUAUGAGGGGAUAAAAGGAGUGACAGAUGG
Durusdinium trenchii is the source of this 1251-nucleotide messenger RNA. Lineage: Eukaryota; Dinophyceae; Suessiales; Symbiodiniaceae. The record is from the annotation of a GenBank genome assembly.